Penaeus indicus is the source of this 687-nucleotide messenger RNA. RefSeq lists its product as uncharacterized. Bases 1 to 642 code for a protein of 213 amino acids. NCBI's taxonomy places the organism in Eukaryota, Metazoa, Arthropoda, Malacostraca, Decapoda, Penaeidae. The record is from RefSeq and is a predicted model, not a curated record. The transcript is spliced from 3 exons.
AUGCAACAGCUGAUACUGCAUAUAAGCUUGCAAAAGAGGAAUUUUCAAGAGUAUAGACAAUGUAAAUCCAAGAGACAUUCCUGCCUUCCAACAUCCUUGGUCUUAGGAGUACCAAACUUUUACAAGGAAGCUGAAGUGGAGAUGAACUCUGAUAGAAUAUGCAGAGCUACUCAUGCUGACCCAGUAGCCAGAGCAUCUUGCUGGUUCUUGUCACUCUUGAUGGCCUCACUGCUUCAGGGUAAGAUGUGCAGUGGGAAGCAUUCAUUUAUUAAUGUAAUGGAUGAUAUCAAAGAAAAAGUUGCUCAGAAGAUUCUUGAAGAAAAUGACAGAGAAAACUUCCGAAAGGCUUUCACUGAUAUCAGCAAUAAGACGGUCCAAGGAGACGAUGUAACAACUUCAUUGAGUUUAUUGUAUACUGUGAUGAUGAAGGAUAAGUUCGACUUCAAGACUGAGAUUGUGAAUAUUGUAAUGAGAGGAGGCACUGGUGUCAGUGCCCAUGCAAGUGUUGUUGGAGGGAUCUUAGGUGCUAGUAUUGGUUAUUCGCAACUCCCCCAAGAAUGGCUUGGUGAGCUCCCACAGGAAAAUAUUAAAUUACUGAAUAUGAAACUAAAUUCAUUAUUGGAUUUGUUUGGCUUGCCAUAAAAUUUAUGGCUUAAUGCAAUUGUUCAUAUAAUGAAUAAAACAUGU